Messenger RNA from Durio zibethinus, 1631 nucleotides. RefSeq names its product ankyrin repeat domain-containing protein 2B-like. The record is from RefSeq and is a predicted model, not a curated record. Gene Ontology annotation, molecular function: protein binding. NCBI's taxonomy places the organism in Eukaryota, Viridiplantae, Streptophyta, Magnoliopsida, Malvales, Malvaceae.
GAGGAUUGAGAUGGCCCACUAACUCAUCUCUUCCUUUGGCUCCUCUCCAAUUGAGCGUUACUCGUCAUAGAGGGUUUCGAUUCUCUAUUUAUUAUCUUUUCAUUUUUAUUUUUUUUGAAAUUUCUUCACUUCCGCAAAAAAGAAGGCAACUCUCAAAGCAAGCUAUUCCCCCAUGGCUUCCAAUUUGCAGAAGGAAUCCACUGCAGCUGAUGAGAAAUCGACUUUGACAAUGGAGAACAAAAGUCCGAAACCAGAAACAUCCACCACUGAGAACAAAACUUCGAAACCAGAAACUUCCACUGGGGUGUCACAACCAGCACAGGCUGGAGCUUCCCCUGCCCCAAUGCCUGGACUUGGGUUUGCUCCACCCAAUCCGUUUGAUUUCUCAGCCAUGAGUGGCCUUCUUAAUGAUCCAAGCAUCAAGGAACUAGCUGAGCAGAUAGCAAAAGAUCCUUCAUUUAACCAAAUGGCUGAGCAGCUUACUAAAACGUUUCAAGGUGCAGCGAUUGAAGAGAGUAUGCCGCAGUUUGAUGCACAACAGUACUAUUCAACUAUGCAACAGGUUAUGCAGAAUCCUCAGUUUGUGACCAUGGCUGAGCGCCUUGGUAAUGCAUUAAUGCAGGAUCCAGCUAUGUCUAGCAUGCUUGACGGUUUGACUAAUCCACAACAGAAAGAGCAGAUUGAGGAAAGGAUGGCACGUAUCAAAGAAGAUCCAUCAUUGAAACAUAUUCUAGAAGAAAUAGAGACUGGAGGUCCCACAGCAAUGAUGAGGUACUGGAAUGAUAAAGACGUUCUGCAGAAGUUGGGUGAAGCAAUGGGUCUUCCAGUUUCAGGAGAUGCAGCCACUUCUGCUGGUAACCCUGCAGCAGAUGAAGUAGAUGAAGAUUAUGAAGUAGGAAAUGAGGAUGAGCCAAUUGUACAUCAUUGUGCUAGUGUUGGUGAUGUUGAGGGUCUGAAAACUGCACUGGCCUCUGGUGCUGACAAGGAUGAAGAAGAUUCUGAGGGAAGGACAGCAUUGCAUUUUGCAUGUGGAUAUGGUGAGGUGAAAUGCGUUCAAAUCCUUCUUGAAGCUGGAGCAACCGUGGAUGCUUUGGACAAGAAUAAGAAUACUGCACUUCAUUAUGCAGCUGGUUAUGGAAGGAAAGACUGUGUGGCCCUUCUACUGGAGAAUGGCGCAGCUGUCACUCUCCAAAACAUGGAUGGCAAGACUCCCAUCGAUGUCGCCAAGCUCAACAAUCAGAAUGAUGUACUAAAGUUGCUGGAGAAGGAUGCCUUCCUGUGAGUUGGGAGGGGGCAAUGGCACCUGUAUGUUUGGGUCUAGCAUGUUAUAUAGGCAGUCACUAUUGUAUGAGACAAAUUUGCUUUUGAUCGGUAUGGGGUUGUGAUCACUACCCGACUCGUUGUCUAUGCUGUCUGGUUGCUACAUUUUGGAAUUUUUUUUUUUUUAAAUUAGUAUUUCAAAUUUAUUUCCUGAAAUAGUUUCAAUGUGGGGAAUGGACCAUGUGGACCACACACCAACAUGUCCACAUGUUCAUUUAAUCAAGAUUGAAGGCCUGUAUAAUGAAAAAGAACCUUUUUAUUUUGUUUGUUUUUGUUAAUCAAAGUAAAGAAAAGCAUUGAAGGUUCAACUU